AUGAACGCGUCCAAACAAGCAUGCGACAACUGUCGCCGACGCAAGAUCAAAUGCUCCCGCGAACUUCCAUGCGACAAAUGCCAAAGACUACUCCUCUCCUGCUCAUAUAGCGAUGUCCUCCGUCGCAAAGGCCCCAAAUUCCGCACCCUAUACCCCCUGGCUGCAAUUCAUCCAUCCCGGGCUAAUCCCGAGAAGGAGCAAGACCCCGAGACCGAGUUCAAUUCACCGAUCUCGCCGUUCGGGGCCCAAGACGCUCGGUUUCAUUUCUCGGAUACGUUCUCUCACCUUCCGCCGCCGGAUCUCGUCUCUUCCCCGGGGACGGACUCGACUGUCGAGUCUGCCAAUGGGUAUAUGCAGCUCCCCCGGCGGCUCCCGCCACAGAUCCUGCUGGCGCAUGUGAAUGUUUAUCUCAAGUAUCUAUUCCCCAUCAUGCCGGUCGUGCGUGGGGAUCAGCUGCGCGCAGAUUGUGAUCAUCCGGAACGGCUGUCUGCGAAGCGAUAUGCGUUUUUGGCGUCGCUCUGCGCGGCGACGCAUAUCCAGCUGAAGCUGGAUGGUGCCGGUCCAGUGUCGGAUCCUGCGUUGCGUAUGGGUGAUGGUCAUUUGCUCAUGUCCGGAGAGGAGCUGUUAGCAGAGGCUGUGAGGGCACGGGGUGAAUGUGAUAUUUUGGAAGACCUAGGGCCGGAGAGUCUCUUGACGUCUUUCUUUUUGUUUGCUUCCUAUGGAAACAUGGACCGGCAGGACCAUGCAUGGUUUUUCUUGUGCCAGGCGACUUCCUUUGCGUUCAGUCUAGGGCUGCACCGUGAAUCAACGUAUGCCGAGUAUGAGAUCGAGGAGGCGGAGGAGAGGCGGAGAAUCUUUUGGCUGUUGUUCAUAACGGAGAGGGGAUACGCUCUUCAGCAAGCAAAGCCCGUCAUGCUGCGGAGUUCAAUACACAAGCCACAGGUCCUUUGCUCGGGAGACCCUAUCUUGGCUUAUGGGUUUAUCAACCUGAUCAACGUAUUCGAGAAGCUCACGCCAAACCUGUACGACUGGGUAUCGGCAGGCGGCGGUGACAGCAUUCUAGAGCGACCGCCAACUUCGGCCAUCCAGUCGAGUCUGUGCAAAGCGAUUUCACUAGACGGAGUGCUGGAAAUCCAGCAGGUGGAUAUCCUAAUCACCCAACAGUGGCUGCAGGCAAUGAUGUGGAAGUUAUCAAUGAACCAUGCAACGCAACCUGGAUCGCGCGAUGAUGCCGUCUUGCCAUUCCAUCUCCCAGUGAUGGUAGGCAAAGCUGUGAUGAGUGUGAUCGGUACCGCAUCACAGGGUGCGGUUGACGCACAUGGCAUUGGAAUGGAACAGAAGCUUUUCGAUAUGGGCGUCUCCGUCGCCGAUGUCACUCGAUCUCUCGGACCCAAAGCAGUGCACCGUCUGGCUGAGUCGACUGUCGAUCCGAAUGAGCUGUUGUGGGGCAUUCUUCACACCCUCUCUCAAAUUCGUGGAUCGCCUUCGUAUUUGUUCCCAUCAUUGUUGGAGCGUUGCAAGACGGUGCUUGGGUUGGAUUGCAGCAUCACCACUGGGAACUUCCUUCCUAUCCUCGGUGCCACAGCCCCAGAUCAGUUGGCUUCAUGGUCAGGUCAUAAUUUCUGGGAUCUUUCUGUGGGUGCGGAGGUCCAUGAUGGCAACGAACAGACUGAGGCUGGUCCUCACCCUGUGGCCCAGGAGGUGGAUUUCCAGAACUGCCUUCUGGGAUGA
Molecule: messenger RNA, 1731 nt
Organism: Penicillium olsonii
Lineage: Eukaryota; Fungi; Ascomycota; Eurotiomycetes; Eurotiales; Aspergillaceae
Source: the annotation of a GenBank genome assembly